AUGCGAGGUUCUGAGAUCAGCGGUGAGAGUCGCCUCGAGAGACCGUUUCUGAGCAUCAUUGUGCUGGAUGAUGAUGAUGAAGAUGAAGCUGCUGCUCAGCCAGGGCCCUCCCACCCACCCCCCAAUCCAGCCUCACCCCAGGCAGAAACCCCUGGCUCCUCUGAGCCCAGUGGGGCUGGAGGAAGCAGUAGUUCGAGCGGCAAGAAAUGCUUCAAGUUGGAGAAUGAGAAGCUGUUUGAAGAGUUCCUUGAACUGUGUAAGACGCAAACGGCAGACCACCCUGAGGUGGUCCCAUUCCUCUAUAACCGGCAGCAGCGUGCCCACGGUCUGUUUUUGGCCUCGGCGGAGUUCUGCAACAUCCUCUCUCGGGUCCUAUCUCGGGCCCGGAGCCGGCCAGCUAAGCUCUAUGUCUACAUCAACGAGCUCUUAACUGUUCUCAAGGCCCACUCAGCCAAGAAGAAGCUGAACUUGUCCCCUGCUGCCACCACCUCCAGUGAGCCCUCUGGAAAUAACCCUCCCACAGACCCCUCCUCAGACCCCACAAACACUGAGACCGCUGCCUCUGAGGCCCCAAGGACCCGUGGCUCCCGGAGACAGAUCCAGCGCUUGGAGCAGCUGCUGGCCCUCUAUGUGGCAGAGAUACGGAGGCUGCAGGAGAAGGAGCUGGAUCUCUCAGAACUGGACGACCCUGACUCCACAUACCUGCAGGAGGCACGCUUGAAGCGUAAGCUAAUUCGCCUCUUUGGGCGUUUGUGUGAGCUGAAAGACUGCUCUUCGCUGACUGGCCGUGUCAUAGAGCAGCGCAUUCCCUACCGCGGAACCCGUUACCCAGAGGUUAACAGGCGCAUUGAGCGGCUUAUCAACAAGCCAGGGCCUGAUACUUUCCCUGACUAUGGAGAUGUGUUGCGGGCUGUAGAAAAGGCAGCUGCUCGCCACAGCCUCGGCCUCCCCCGACAGCAGCUCCAGCUUAUGGCUCAGGAUGCCUUCCGAGAUGUGGGCAUCAGGCUACAGGAGCGACGCCACCUCGAUCUCAUCUACAACUUUGGCUGCCACCUCACAGAUGACUAUAGGCCAGGCAUUGACCCUGCACUGUCAGAUCCCACCCUGGCCCGGCGCCUGCGUGAAAAUCGGAGCUUGGCCAUGAGCCGGCUGGAUGAGGUCAUCUCCAAAUAUGCAAUGAUGCAAGAUAAGAGUGAGGAGGGCGAGAGGCAGAAGAGAAGAGCCCGACUCCCCCAAGGCACCUCUUCCCACUCUGCAGAACUCCCCAGAGCCUCCCCAGAUUCUGGUGAGGGCCCUAGUGGAUUGGCAUCCCAGGAGUGCCCUACCACCUCCAAGGCUGAGACAGAUGAGGAAGAAGAUGAGGAAAGUGAUGAUGAGGAGGAAGAGGAAGAAGAGGAGGAGGAGGCCACAGAUUCUGAGGAGGAGGAGGAGGAGGAUCUGGAACAGAUGCAGGAGUGUCAGGGGGACAAUGAAGAGGAAGAGGCAGAGGAGGAUGAAGUAGGCAAGGAUGGAGACAAGAGUUCCAUUUCCCCACCACAGCUCUCCCCUGAACAGAACCUGGAACCUGGCAAAGGGACAAGCAGGUCUUCAAGGGAGCAGCAAAACAAAAGACUCACAGUGUCCCCAUCAUCACUGUCAGAGGGGCCCCUGGCCCUUUCCAGCACAGAUGCUGAAAGCAAUGGAGAACAGCUCGAGGAGUUGCCCCUGGAGGAAGAAAGUCCUAUGUCUCAGCUCUUUGAGCUAGAGAUUGAAGCCUUGCCUGUGGAGACCACCCCUUCCCCUGAGGAGAGGGACAUUUCCUUUUCCAGGAAGCAAACAGAGGACUCUCUUCCCACUGUUCUGGAGAAUGGAGCAGCCAUGGUCACCUCUACUUCCUUCAAUGGAGGUGUAUCUCCUCACACCUGGGGAGAUUCCUGCCCUCCCUGCAAGAAAUCUCGGAAAGAGAAGGACACAGGGUCAGGGCCAUUAGGAGACAGCUACGUGGAAAAGGAAAAGGCAGUGCAUGAGAAGAAUGGGAAGAGGAUUUGUACCCUUCCCAGCCCACCCUCGCCCUUGGCAUCCAUGACCCCAGUUGUUGAUUCCUCCACAAGAGUGGACUCUCCCAGCCAUGGCCUGGUGACCAGCUCCCUCUGCAGCCCUUCUCCAGUCAGGCCAUCCCAAACCCCCCAGUCCCAAUUCCCCCGGCCUGGUACUUACAAGAUGAGUGUGGCCACACAGUGUGAUCCAGAGGAGAUCAUCGUACUCUCGGACUCUGAUUAA
Molecule: messenger RNA, 2259 nt
Organism: Orycteropus afer afer
Lineage: Eukaryota; Metazoa; Chordata; Mammalia; Tubulidentata; Orycteropodidae
Gene: DAXX
Product: death domain associated protein
Exons: 8
Coding region: 1-2259 (752 amino acids)
Molecular function (GO): histone binding
Source: RefSeq, a predicted model, not a curated record